This is a messenger RNA of Brettanomyces bruxellensis, 372 nucleotides long. RefSeq lists its product as uncharacterized. The transcript has a single exon. Lineage: Eukaryota; Fungi; Ascomycota; Pichiomycetes; Pichiales; Pichiaceae. The coding region runs from base 1 to 372 and encodes 123 amino acids. The record is from RefSeq and is a predicted model, not a curated record.
AUGUCCCAAGAUAGUGAAGAUUUAGUCUACAUAAACGAACAACAACCAGCACAAGAUCAGGCAGAAAACGACUUUCGGGUCCUGGUAUUGGUCCAGAAAGAUAUUGGCAAAGCUGAAGGAUCGAGUACAGAUAUAAGCGUCGAUCAAUCAGAGGCUAAGGGGAAAAUACUAGAGGGAAUUACGUCAUUCACAGGCAUAAAUAAGUUCUUCGAUUCGUUUGAUGAGCAAAUAGCGUAUCCAAACCAAGGGCAGCUAAAAUAUGACGUGGGAUCAGAUGGCUUUAUUGUGAUAAUAGUGGGAUCCAAUGAUCUUAAGGAGAAGGUGCUCAGUUUCAUCGAUGCCUAUUUGGCACAAAUCCAAAAGCCCCUAUAA